AUGCUCAUCAAGUCCGUUCUUGUUGCGGCAUUCGUUGCCCUCGGCGCAGUUUCUGCUGCCCCCAAUGCCGAGGCCCCAGAAGUCGAGAUUGUCGCUCGUCACGGCUUCCCUGACUGCGGCAAACAAGCCACCUGGGAUCACCACAAGAAGGCUUGCGUCUGCAAGGGCAACGGCAUGGAAUUCAACAAGUUCAAGAAGACUUGUGCCUGCCCCCACGGACAGGAGUGGAAGGACGGAAAGUGCAGAAAGGAUUGUGGCAAGUUUGCCGAUUACGACCGUAAGACGAGACAAUGCGUUUGCAAGAAGCACGGCAUGACCUUUAACGACCGCCACAACACCUGUGCUUGCCCCAAGGGCGAGGACUGGAACGGACGACGAUGCGAGAAGAAGCUCCCAGACUGUGGUAAAUACGCCACUUGGAAUCACCACAAGAAGGCCUGCGUCUGCAAGCGCAACGGCAUGGAAUUCAACAAGUUCAAAAAGACCUGCGCUUGUCCCAAGGGACAGGACUGGAACGGAGCCAAGUGCGAGAAGGAGCAUCACGGCCACCACCCCCGAGAUAUCGGACACUGCGGCAAGCAAGCGUCCUGGGACAAACAAAAGAGGGCGUGUGUGUGCAACAACCGGGGCAUGAUCUUCAAUGACCGCCACAACACUUGUGCUUGCCCCAAGGGACAGGAGUGGAAUGGCCGUUUCUGCCAGAAGGACUGUGGAAAGUUUGCUGAACUUGACCGUAAGACGAGACAAUGCGUCUGCAAGAACCACGGCAUGAUCUUCAAUGACCGCCACAACACUUGUGCUUGCCCCAAGGGACAGGUCUGGACCGGCCGCGUCUGCCAGAAGGACUGUGGAAGAAUGGCAACUUUUAACAAGCACGACCGUCGAUGUGUGUGCACCAAGCCCUUCUUCGUGUUCAACGAGGAAUCCAAGACUUGCGGUUGCCCCCGAGGCAAGCGAUUCGAUGAGCGCAAGAACCGAUGCCACUAA
Messenger RNA from Pochonia chlamydosporia 170, 987 nucleotides. RefSeq lists its product as hypothetical. Lineage: Eukaryota; Fungi; Ascomycota; Sordariomycetes; Hypocreales; Clavicipitaceae. The transcript has a single exon. The record is from RefSeq and is a predicted model, not a curated record. Bases 1 to 987 code for a protein of 328 amino acids.